This is a messenger RNA of Pyricularia pennisetigena, 132 nucleotides long. RefSeq lists its product as uncharacterized. Lineage: Eukaryota; Fungi; Ascomycota; Sordariomycetes; Magnaporthales; Pyriculariaceae. The coding region runs from base 1 to 132 and encodes 43 amino acids. The transcript has a single exon. The record is from RefSeq and is a predicted model, not a curated record.
AUGGCCAUGCCGGGCACAAUGACCGCUGGGCCAAGAGGAGAGAGAGACAUCUGCGCAACACCAGCUGUGCAGAGUAUCAAAGCAAUGCAGCUGCAAGCUGCAGCCGGCCUCGCCGACCGCAUGGAAGCUUGA